AGGCGCGAACAGGAAAAAGAAAAGAAAAUUACCAACAAGGCCAGCACAAAAAGUUAGUUAAAAUGAAGUUGAAAAGAAAAUUAUUAACCGGCAGGUGAAGCGUGAAAAAGGCGCCGGAAGUUUGAUCAAAAGGCACUGUCGGAGCGAUCGAUUUUGUGAGAGAGAUUACUGUGGCUCUCUCUCUCUCUCAGCUCUUGAUUAUGCUACCUGGACGUGACUCCAUUUCUUCUGAUUCUGAGUUGAUACCUCCAUUGGACAAACUCAUUUCUCUACAAAUUCCAUAAAUUUAUCAGCAAUCUCAUCCCAGCUAACAUCUUUCCCAAGUUUGGGGAUUAUCACCAAGAUUUUUCCAGUACUUUCUGAAGUGCAAGUCUCAAGCAUUUGCAAAAGCCUUCAUGUUGAAUCUAUCAGCAAAUAUCUAAUGGACUAAGUUCUUGUUCCUCUCUAUGAGCUCGUACCAAUUAUCACCAAUUUCCUUGAUUUUGAAGGAUUUGUCUCACACCAAAAAAAAAAGAAAACAGUGAUUGUUUGGACAAGCCCUAAUUAAGUUCCUCACUUCACGAACCAGUGAAAGAUCAGACACAUCAACAUCAGGUGAUUCAUAAAGCUAAGUAUUGGAGGACUUUUGGACAGCCAGCACGUGUGGCAUGGACAAAAGUGUAGGUAAGUCGCAAGUAACCAACUCAUCAGCUAGUACAUCUACACCGACACAUGAUGGUCAUGUGACUGCAAAUCCAAACAACCCCGCCGAAUUUGUAAAUCAUGGACUACACCUCUGGAACCAAAUCAGACUGCAGUGGAUAGGACACAAGAAGCCUGUCAACCAUCCACAACAGCUGCAUGAACCUAAACUAAAUUGGAAUGCUACGUAUGGUUGUUUGUUUGGGAGCAACAAGCCAUUGCCCAAUCCUAUCCCGCUUGCUGAAAUGGUAGAUUUCCUUAUUGAUUUUUGGGAGCUGGAAGGACUGUACGAUUGACAUGUUGUAAGCAAGGGAUUAUUUUAUUGAUGAAUGAUGAACGGUCAAGUAGUGACAGAUACUUAGAUAGGCUGAUGUUAAUUUGAUUUGCUUCGUGACUAGAAAAGUAGGAGGUUACUAAUGGAGUUUCUGUAAUGAAAUGUGAUCAACUUCAGGCAAAUUGAAACAUUUUGUUCUCGGACCAUUUUAACUUCAACUGAAUUUAAUGUGUAGCUUAAUUCUAAGGAACCAGAAAUGGUUUUAUCUUUGAACAUUCUCCAGCAGAGGGCUGGCUUCUACCUCUUCAA
This is a messenger RNA of Solanum dulcamara, 1264 nucleotides long. RefSeq lists its product as uncharacterized. NCBI's taxonomy places the organism in Eukaryota, Viridiplantae, Streptophyta, Magnoliopsida, Solanales, Solanaceae. The record is from RefSeq and is a predicted model, not a curated record. The transcript is spliced from 7 exons. The coding region runs from base 648 to 977 and encodes 109 amino acids.